Messenger RNA from Prunus persica (peach), 687 nucleotides. Its product is annotated as ubiquitin-related modifier 1 homolog 2. Gene Ontology annotation, molecular function: protein tag activity. The record is from RefSeq and is a predicted model, not a curated record. Gene Ontology annotation, biological process: tRNA thio-modification; protein urmylation. Bases 141 to 440 code for a protein of 99 amino acids. The transcript has 5 exons. Lineage: Eukaryota; Viridiplantae; Streptophyta; Magnoliopsida; Rosales; Rosaceae. Gene Ontology annotation, cellular component: cytoplasm; nucleus.
GCUAGGUUUUGCCUCUGUAAAAGAAACAGCGGCUGCAGAAGGAAGAAGAAAGAAGAAGAAAGAAGGUACCCACUGUCUUCUAUCUACUGCAUCUGCUGCUUACCAACAACAAGGUUUCGAAACUCUGCAGAUUUUCCGAUAUGAAGCUGACCGUCGAAUUCGGCGGAGGAUUAGAGCUUCUUUGCAACUCUGUAAAGAUUCAUAAUGUCAAUGUAGAACUGCAAAGCGGAGCAGAAAAGUUAACAAUGAAGGAUUUGCUCUCUUGGAUUCGUACCAAUUUGAUCAAGGAGAGGCCUGAAAUGUUUAUGAAAGGAGAUACUGUGAGACCUGGUGUUCUGGCCCUUGUGAACGAUUGCGAUUGGGAGCUGAGUGGCCAACUUGAUACAACACUAGAGGAGAAGGAUGUGGUUGUUUUCAUUUCAACCUUACAUGGUGGAUAGUAUGUGGAUCUUUGAAAUAUCUUUAGAUUACAAGCAAUCAUUCGUCAUGGGAUUGUAAGAGCUUGACCUUAUUAUCCAUGUAUGUGAACAUCACUACUUACUGUUUCCCUAUCCAAGCAUUUAGGAAUGAGCUGGAAGUAUAUUGAUAUAAGGUUGACAUCAUUAUGUAGUUGGAUUGAGACCCAAGUAGUUCAGUUAUAUAUACUCUUGAAGUGGUUUGAAACCACCCUAUGGGUUUUUGCUGACU